GGACUGAUUUUGGUCUGCAAGUGCGUCCUCUCAUAAUCUCGGACGACAGUUCAGUUUCUCACCUGAAAUUUGAACAUCACUUUGGUUCGGGAUCUCUCUCUUCCUUUUUGGAGGAAACCAUAGACUUAUGCUACUGUGCUCCGUUGAAUAUACCGUAUGGUGCUCCGGAAGUGUAGGAUGUUGGUAUAGAGGAAAUUAAUGUCAGAUGUGUGGUGCGAUUCCCUGUGUGAAACGAGUGGGAAUUUGUUAAAAAUAACGCCAUCCCAGAAAAGAAAUCGACAGAAAUUGUGAUUCCGUCGAGGCCGAACUGAAUAUUGUACGCGAUUUUUGGCUCGAACACCUCGAUCAUGUCCGGCCUCAAAGUCUUGUUGUUGCUGGCGUCAGUCAACCGGAUGUUGGCGGCCGAGAUCGGGUUGCAAGAAUACGGGAGAGAGUUCGAUAAAUUAUUACAAAUGGAACGUGAGCUAUCUGAAUUUGGUCCGGGUCCGCAUGUAGCUCAAGCAUAUGCGAGAGAGUUCGGCGAAAUACUGCGGAAGAAACGUCAAGUGAACGACAUCGCUGCGCCGAUCCGGAUCUCAACCACUGGUGACCACGCAUGGAUGGCCCCAGGCCCGAACGAUCAGCGGGGCCCAUGCCCGGCUCUGAACGCUCUGGCGAACCACGGCUACCUCCCGCGGGACGGCGUCUGCACCGCUGGCCAACUGGCAUCAGCAUGCUAUGGAGUCCUGGCACUUGGUAUAGACUUGUCAAUGGUGCUCGCUGUUCAAGCCUUGGUGAUUGCCUCCCGGUACGACCUGAAAAUAAGCAUCGGACUCCCAACCGAGAACAGUCCCUCUUGCUCAGGGCUGACCGCGUCUCACAACAAGUUCGAGACCGAUGCCUCACCGACCCGGACUGAUCUUUACUUGAGCGGUAACCCUGGUCCCCUCAACCUAACUCUCCUCGGACAAAUGAUUGAGUUUAAGAACGCCAGUGAGUCGUGUUUAACCUAUGCAGAUUUAAUAGAGUUCCGAUACCAAAGACUCACGGAUUGCAUCGCCACGAACCCCUGGUUCUUCUUCUCUCUUCCAGCUGCUAUCGCUGCAGCCGGCACUUACUCUUUCCAACCCAGGUUGUUCGCAAAUGCUACGAGUGAAUAUCCCGAAGGCGGGUGCGUGGAUGUGGAAACUCUCAAGGCAUUCUACGGCGUUUCUGAGGAUGGGGUCUACACGGGGGAACGCAUCCCUGAUAACUGGUAUAGACGUCCCUACGGCAGAGAGUACACUUUGCCUAAGUACGCGAUGGAUUACUCCGCCGCAAGCAUGAAGUACCCCGCCUUCCUUUCGACUGGAGGCAACAAUGGCACGGUUAAUUCCUUUGUCGGCCUAGAUUUUGCAGACCCGAUCAACGGAGUCUACAAUGCCAAGAGUCUUGCCGAUAGUAAGACCUUCUCCUGUUACCUGUAUCAGCUUCUACAGUCAUUAUCCUUCAGUCUUGUGGCAAACGUCGCCAACGAAGUCCUUGCGUUUCUCAAACCCUUACAGGCCUUGCUCGAUAAGAUAGUUGGAGACAAUCUGUCGAAACUUGGUUGCCCGGAACUGAAUCCGUCGUCAUCGACAUCGGUUCCGGGUUACCCCAUGCAAGAGAAUGGAUCCUGUCCGUUGCUCAACAAGACUAUUUACAACUGAAAUCACGACCAGGAAUCGAAUGGACCACCAGUGAAGGCACAAAGUUAAGCAUUCUGAUACAUGUUUCCUGAUCAGAAGUUCGCGCGGACCGCGAUUCGCGCAACAAGGAUUACCGAAAUUCACUCCUAACCAAGACAUUUUACGAUUUCGACGCGUGAAUUCAAAGCUCCCGCUCUUGAAAACGCAAUGGUCCACCUGAGUCUGAUUGCGCACGACAUAUUACCGUCAUAGUCUGUGCGGUGUGAAAAGAUGGCAACCAUGAUUUCGGGGCUUUGGCUCGUUGCACGUUAUUUGCCUACAUUUUGAACGGCACAGAGGGGGAAA
Molecule: messenger RNA, 1991 nt
Organism: Bemisia tabaci
Lineage: Eukaryota; Metazoa; Arthropoda; Insecta; Hemiptera; Aleyrodidae
Source: RefSeq, a predicted model, not a curated record